AUGAGUGAUAACGAAGAGGAGAAAAUGACAGUGUUGCAGAGGCAGUUCACGGCAUUGCAGGAGGAAAUGGCACGGUUGAGAGAAAACAACAAUCAAAUUCAGAUACAGCAAAACCCACCCGCUAACCCAAUCCAGAAUCAAGAUGAGCCUCCAGCCAAUCCUCUAAACAACGAUGAAGGUCAGGAUAAUAACCAAAAUCCACAAGGUACUAAUCAAUUACAGUUAGCAACUAUAACUAGCUACAAAUUACCUCCUUUCUGGAAAAACAAACCCCAGUUAUGGUUUACACAAAUCGAAACAAUAUUCCGCAAACGAAACAUUCGUAGCGAGAGAUCCAAAUAUGACGCUGUGGUAGAAAUUCUAGAACAAUACGCGGUAGAAGAGAUUUCCGACAUCAUCGAGCAACCAGUGAACGACGAAUCAUACAAAUUAUUAAAAGACACAAUGAUAAAACGUUUCUCGGAAUCAUCUGAACGUCAGCUACACCGACUUUUGUCUGAAGUGGAACUAGGUGACAAAAAACCAUCUCAACUACUACGACAGAUGCGUGAUCUAGGUAGAAAUCAAGCUACCGACAAUCUAUUAAAGACAAAAUGGAUGAGUUUACUACCAUCACAUGUUACAAACGUACUCCUGGUAGCACAAAACGUGGACUUAAAUCAACAAGCUGACAUAGCUGAUAAGUUAAUGGAAAACUCAAACGGUAACGUGAUGGAAGUUGAGACUACAAACUCACAAGAAGUACAUUCAAUUAAAAAUCCACCAGCGAAGCAGAGUGACGACAGAUUAGAUAAAUUGGAAAACAUGAUACUUGAGCUACAGAAGAGUGUCAGACAAUUACGUGGAACAAACAAAGCAACAUUCCAAGAAAACAGAUCACGCUCGAGAUCAAGACCGCGAUUUCGCUCCGCAGAUGGUACAUGCUACUACUUGUGA
Molecule: messenger RNA, 936 nt
Organism: Cotesia congregata
Lineage: Eukaryota; Metazoa; Arthropoda; Insecta; Hymenoptera; Braconidae
Source: the annotation of a GenBank genome assembly